AUGGCUUCAGAUCAAGAUAUAGUCGAAAAAAUUGACCAUGUUAGUUCUUUGUGCACGGAAAGGGUGAUCUUGAAAGCUAUAUUAGGUCGUGGUGACGGUGGUGCGGGAUUGAUUGGUGAAAAAGUAGUCAUAGGAGGGUGGGUUAAGUCAUCCUGGGAGAUCAGGAAAGAAGCAGCACAGCCGCGGCCUGUAUUGGCCGCGGAUGCUGCUUCUCCUGAGGUGGUGGGAGCAAAAGAAAUGAGAUGUAUGGAGAUACUUCAAUCAAGAAUUCCGCUAGUUAGGUAUAUUGUGAAGGUUCUUGGUGGAGGUGAUCAUAGUGUUAGGGAAAAAUUUGUCAUGCAAAAAGCACCAAAGGACUCUACUUCAAUAUUGCAAAUUAGUGAUGGUUCUUGUGUGCAUAAUCUCCGGGUACUUGUGGACUCAGCUUUGGCUACUCCUUGUCAAGUUAUGCCUUGUGGAACAUGUAUAUUAGUUGAAGGGAUAUUACAACAGCCAUUGAUGAAAGGGAAAUAUCAAGUUAUUGAGCUCAAAACAGAGAAAAUUCUACAUUUGGGGACUGUGGACCAAUAUAAAUAUCCAUUAUCAAAAAAAAGAUUGCCUCUGGAAUCCUUAAGAAAUUUUCCCCAUUUUCGACCACGAACAACAACGGUGGCAUCUGUUAUGAGAAUCCAUAAUGCACUUACUUUGGCAACUCAUACUUUUUUCCAAGACCAAGGGUUCCUACAUGUUCAAACACCUAUAAUUACAACCAAUAAUUCAGAAACUCUCAGUAAGAAAUUUCAAGUAACAACUCUUCUCAACAAUGGGAAAAUUGACAACCAAUUAGUUAAUUCUCUUGAAUUCUCUAAAGAUUUUUUUUCACAAGAGACUUAUCUGAUAGAUUGUGGUCAUUUUCAUCUUGAGAGUCAAGCUUGUGCCCUUGGAAAUGUGUAUUCAUUUGGCCCAAGAUUUAAAGCAGAGAAAUCAUCAGAGUCCAAUAAUUUAUUAGCUGAGACAUGGAUGGUGGACGUUGAAAUGGCCUUCUCCGAGUUAGAGGAUGCCAUGGAUUGUGCAGAUGAGUUCUUGAAAUUUGUAUGCAAAAGGAUUUUAGAGAGUUGCACUGAAGACAUCCAAUUUAUCUUGAAAAGGAUUGAUAAAGCUGUUAUGGAUCGCCUUCAAUUGAUCAUAUCAAGUUCAUUUGAAAAAAUUUCUUACGAUGUAGCCAUAGAAGUUUUAACAGAGGCUACUGGGAAUAAAUUUGAAAAGAAGAUCGAGUGGGGAGAUUCUUUGACUGAAGAACAUGAAAGUUAUUUGGUUAAUGAGAUAUACACAAAGCCAGUGAUAAUAUACAACCAUCCAAAAGAAAUUAAGUCAUUUUACGCAAAGUUGAAUGAAGAUGGGAAAACAGUCGCAACAUUUGAUGUGGUUUUACCAAAGGUGGGAACUCUUGUUAGGGGAAGCCAAAGUGAGGAAUGUUUUGACAAAUUAAGAACAAGGAUAGAGGAAUUAGAAUUGCCAAAACAGCAGUAUGAAUGGUUUUUAGAUCUUCGCAAAAAUGGGGCAGCUAAAACUUCUGGUUUCAAUCUAAUGCUUGAACCUUUAGUUCUCUAUGCCACUGGCUUGAAUGAUGUUAAGGAUGUUGUCCCUUUCCCUAGAAGUUUUGGCAGAGCCAAGUUUUAA
Lycium barbarum (goji berry) is the source of this 1659-nucleotide messenger RNA. Its product is annotated as asparagine--tRNA ligase, cytoplasmic 2-like. Gene Ontology annotation, cellular component: mitochondrion. Gene Ontology annotation, biological process: asparaginyl-tRNA aminoacylation. Lineage: Eukaryota; Viridiplantae; Streptophyta; Magnoliopsida; Solanales; Solanaceae. Gene Ontology annotation, molecular function: ATP binding; asparagine-tRNA ligase activity. The coding region runs from base 1 to 1659 and encodes 552 amino acids. The record is from RefSeq and is a predicted model, not a curated record. The transcript is spliced from 8 exons.